AUGGAUGACAGUGUUUUAAUGGCCCGCAGACCACAUAAAGGGAACAAACACCAUCUCCAGGAGCUGAGGAUUGUCCUCUUGGGGCACGAGUGGCUAGAGAAGAGUUUGACAGGAAACACCAUCCUUGGCCAACAGAUGUUUGACAUCAGCAGAGAUGUGAAGAUGUGUGUUAAAAGACAAGCUAUUCUUGAUGACGGGCGUAAAGUGGUUUUGGUCAGCACCCCUGAAAGGUGGAUCUACUACUCUGUCCAAGACCCCGGCUUGGUAAAAUUAAACAUGGCAGCCUGCAUGGACAUGUGCCCACCAGGACCUCAUGUUUUCCUCAUGGUUAUACCUAUCAGCUCUCACAGAGGUCGGGAAUGGACAGUAGAGGGACCCCUGGAGCUGCUGAAUGGCACCCUGUGGAAGAACACAAUAGUAAUAUUCACUAGGUAUGAGCGACUGAGAGGGGUGUCUGUGGAGAGUUACAUUGCAAAAUAUGAGUUUCUGAAAACCCUUUUGGAGAAAUGUAUGUAUAGAUACCACCUUUUAGAUACAAGCACUUGGGGAGGAGAUGAUCACGCUCAGGUUGCAGAACUUUUGGAUAAGAUUGAUGCAGUGAUUGAAGAAAACAUAAAAGCAGGAGGAGCUGGUUAUUUGACUCAAAAAGACAAAUUCUCCAGGAUAACAGAGACGCAAAGGAAAAAGGUGGAGGAGAGGGCGACUUUAAGGCGAAAGAAUGUGGAAAUGGUCAGAAGAACACUCAGAUUUCUACAGGAAGAGUUUCCUCCAAAUUCAGCGCUUCGAAUUCUGCUCGUGGGACCGAAGCAGGUCGGGAAGAGCUCAGCUGGGAACACUCUUCUUGGUGGUGAGGUCUUUUCUGCUGGACAUCCAACAUCACAGUGCUCUGAAAGGGAGGGCGGUGCUGACAAAAUGCGAACAACUGUUGUUGACACUCCAGGCUGGCAUGGGCGAUACUGCUUUGAGGAUACACCACGGGAAGUACAGCAUCUGAUCACCCACAGUGCAUCCCUGUGUGCUUCCAUCCCUCAUGCCGUCCUGGUGGUCGUACGCGCUGAUGAGACCUUCACUGAAACCGACAGAAUUAGAACGGAAGAACACUUGAGCUUGCUUGGCCUCUGGGUGUGGACUCGAAGCAUCGUGUUGUUCACCUGGGGAGACAAACUGGGAGUCACUCCCAUUGAGGAGCACAUUGAAAGAUGGCCUGCUCUGCAGCAGCUUGUGGACAAAUGUGGAAACAGAUUUCAUGUUUUUGAUAACUCAAACAGGGUCAGAGACAUUCAGGUUAGAGAACUAUUGGAGAAGAUUGAGGAAACAGUGGUGGAGAAUGAUACCAGAUACUUGGUGCAGAGAUUCAUGAAGCUGCAGGAAAGCAACAAAAAGUUGGAUCAAAGCUCCAAAAAGACUGUGAGGCAGCUGAAGAAGGUUAAAGCAGAGAAUGUUCUGAUGAGGAAAAUAGCCGAGGAGAAGGAGAGGAUAGUAGAGGACAUGAUUAAGAUAGCUAAGGAGAAAGAUGGACAGGUUGAGGCUUUGAAGGCAACAAAUGACAACGAGAAGUGGUUAAAGAAAGACAAUGAAGAAAAGAUGAGCAUUUUAAACACCCAAAACACUCAACGCAAGCAGGAUAUUAUGGAAAAAGACCAAAGGAUAAAAGGUCUGAGUGAAAGGAGUGCUGUGAAAGACAAUGUCAUAAAAUCUACAAAACAACUUAGUGAGGAGGACAAAGAAAAGCUAGAGGAAAAGAUGAAGGCGCAAGAGCAAAAGAUUGCAACAUUAAAGCAAAUGUGGGAAAAGAAAGAAAAAGAAAUGGAGCAAAUGAUGAUGGACCACAAACAAGAAGCGAUGGAGCUCAAAGAGAUGAAUGAAGAGCUGAAGAAAGAAAAUGAAGAUACAAAGAAAAUGUUGAAAGCAACUAUUAAUGGGAUGCAGAGGCACUAUAAAGCAACAGAAACUGAUGGGACAAAUAAGAUGAACACUAUGUACUUUAAUAAAGGUGACCACAGGAAAAUUGUGGCAGACCUAAAAUCACUGGAGGAACUUGGCAGAAGACCAAAAUGGGCAUUCACAAUACCCUCAAAUGACCAUCGAGAUGUCAUCAAACACAUUCCAGAAAAAGAACAGAAGAGCCUGGAUGUGGUGGACAGUGGUGCCACUCUUCAACAGAAGAAAGAGUCUGCAAACCCAGCGCAGCGACUUGAGGCAGGCUGGACUUCAUUGUGGCUCAGAGCUGGAGGUGCAGCUGUGGGAGCUGCAGCUGGAGCCUUUGUGGCCUCAUCCAGGGUAGCUACGGGAAUAAAUGCCAGGUCAGCUGGUGGGGCGGCAGCUGGGGCUCUAUUGGGCAGCUUAUUGGUCCAACAAAUUAGAGCCUUGAAGGAACUGAGUCAAUUGACCUGAACUUCCUCUAACACAUGAAGUUGAUAUCCGCUAACUGGCCUCCUAACCCACGAGGUACAACACACACCUGCUCCCCUGGGAAGCCCAACAACACCGGCCAUCACCAGCGCAAACCGCCUCUCAUGGAUGAAUCUCUUUCCCAGCUAAAAGCCUUCAUCAGGAAUUCAGUGGGGAUGUGGAGACCAACACUAGAGGCCAACUUCAAGCCAAUUGCACAAGUCACCAUCAAGUGCGAGAUUUACCAAGGAGAUGCUCUGUCCCCAUUGCUGUUCUGCACAGGCCUGAACCUCAGCCAGAUCGUUAACAAGACUGGCUAUGGAUACCAACUACGGAAUGGAGCAAGCAUCAGCCACCUCCUCUACAUGGAUGACAUCAAUCUGUAUGCCAGGAAUAAACAAGACAUUGAUUUACUGAUCCACACCACUAGGAUCUACAGCAAUGACAAUGGAAUAUCAUUCGGACUGGAGAAGUGCAGUCAGAUGGUAACAAAGAGAGGGAAGGUAGUCAGAACUGAGGGGAUUGCACAACCAGAAGAAAACAUUAUAGACAUUGAAGACAACUACAAGUACCUUUUAAUCCCACAGACAAUCGGGGAUCAUGAAUAGGCUGCUAGGAAAGCUGCACCUGCCAAGGACCUGCAGAGAGUAAGGUAAGUCCUGAAGAGUCCGCUGAAUGGGAAAAAGAUCAGAGCAAUCAACAUCUAGGUCCUGCCAGUCAUCAGGUAUCCAGCUGGGAUAAUAAGCUGGACAAAGGAGGAAAUAGAAGCCACUGAUGUCAAGACAAGAAAGCUCCUUACCAUGCAUGGAGGGUUUCACCCCAAAUCCAGCACCCUGAGACUGUAUGCUAAGUAGAAAGAAGGAGGCCAAGGACUACUGAGUGUCAGAACCAUUGUCCUGGAUGAAACAACAAAGAUCCAUGAGCACAUGGCCACAAAUGAUCAUGUGAU
Molecule: messenger RNA, 3340 nt
Organism: Archocentrus centrarchus (flier cichlid)
Lineage: Eukaryota; Metazoa; Chordata; Actinopteri; Cichliformes; Cichlidae
Exons: 7
Coding region: 1-2394 (797 amino acids)
Molecular function (GO): GTP binding
Source: RefSeq, a predicted model, not a curated record